ACUAUCAAGAUGUGCGAACUUCAAUGGUUCAUUUCUCUGCCAUUUCUCAAUGGAUAUUUGCAAUGAUGUAUCCUUGGAAAGCUAUUGACGUGUACUUUCUGUUGGAAUACAGUCAGUCGUCAGUUGGAGAAGGUCUAGUUACUCAACGGUAAUUCAGUUAUCAUCAGGACACACGCACGUACGUGCAUGUACAUGGUAGGCCGCCCGCAUGCUUGGACAUGGCAUUCGUGCUUUUGUACAUGUACUUACACUCAUGAUCCAGCACUUCCGAUGUUCUGCUACAGACUGACGGCAGCGGCACUGUUUCGCCGAAGACUAUCAUGUUAUCAUGUUUCUGGCAGACUUCUGAAGGGUGUUUCGGACGUUUGGAUUUCUCUCGGCCACCUGGCUGCUGGGGCGCGGUGGUCUUUUUUGAAAACAUGGACGCUUCUGUUUUUGUUCAUGCAGUUCAGCUUUUUCGAAAUUUUCGAAUCAGGCCUGGGUCAGACGGCAAGCUAUGCGAGGAUGUAAUGUAGUUAAUCAGGUUCGCUGGGAUGUAUGUUACUUCUGGUAAUGUUCAAGUGUUAUAGGAUAUCACAAGUCAUAAAUUAUGUGUUGGCUACGUUUUGAACGGACAAGCAAGCUGCAACAAGAAUGGGUAAAUUAAAUAAACACUUGACCUAUUUGGAAAAUGCGUCGGUCUCUACUUUUUAUACAUCAUUCAAAUUCACUUAAACUUGAAUACCGCGUAAUCGCGAUGAUAUGUCACAUCUCGUCAUAUUAAAGUCGAUAACGCUAUAAAUAUUGCUUUCGGCUGCCACGCAUUUCACUUCGGUACUCUCAAUCCACCCAGGCUGACUACUUCGUAUUUAAGGCUGAGGAAAAUAAAACAAGUAUCGUCUGCAGAAUGAGUGACCCCGCCCCGGAUCCCAACCAGCAAUGCACCCCAGAGCAGCUGACUCCAAUCCUGGGGGACCAUCUCACGCCUCAAUCAAGCACUACUGAACCCACUGCGACCCCGGAGUGUGCGCAGGAACCGGAGAGGAAAAAAGCAAAGAUAGACGUCCCACAAAGGGAACCUUCUCCGCAACCGUCCUCUAACAAUGCUAAAUUGGAGGAAGACGAAUUGCACAACAAGUUAAUGGAGGAACUGACACGAAGUCUUGAGGCAUUGGAAAAGCCAAAAUUUAAUCAAAUUAAAGAAGAGUUCAAGCUCGGUUCAGGAUUACUAUUACCCGAGUAUAAAGCAGCAGACAGUGCGAAAGCGUUGAUGGACGCUUUAUUUAGGAAAAAAGUCAUCAGAAAAGGUUCUUACGUUGCAUUAGAGUGUGCGCUUCACAACCAUUGUGAGAGUGUCUUGGUUGAGUUGAUUGAAGACUAUACAAAAAAGAUCGCUGUGGCACAAUGGCUUAGGCAAAAUAAAGCUACUGCCAUUCCACACCGAGACGAUAGAAAUGACGAAAUAUAUUCAAUCCCAAACAAUGGAACGAAGGGACUCUUGGUCAUAUUCAAUCAGUUCACGAGCACAAGAGAAGGGACCAUUGAGGACGAGAACAAGUUGAAGCGUUUGUUUACUGACACAUUUGGUUUCGUCGUUAAAAGUUAUCGAGAUAAGACGAAAGAAGAAAUGUUGGAGACAAUUUCGAAUAUUCGCAAAGAAAUUAAAAGAGACAAGCCUGCUCAACUAUUCCUUGCAAUUCUGAGUCACGGUACCGCGGAAGGUGUAUUGACUCGCGUUCCUCAUCCCGAAGCUGCCUUAAGUUCAAAACUGAAUUUAAUGAAAGAUGAUCUAAACAAAGGAAAAGACUUUGGCGAAAUAAAGAAGAAUCUAGUUGCGCUGUUGGAUCCGGGAGAUGAGUUGAAGCUGAAUGAGUCCGGACCCAUUUCAUCACAUUUCAACGAUCUAAGGAAAUUUGCAGUAAACUACUUUUGCGAAAAAAAGAAGAAUCUAGUUGCGCUGUUGGAUCAGGUAGAUGAGUUGAAGCUGAAUGAGUCCGGACCCAAUUCAUUACAUUUAAACGAUCUAAGGACAUUUGCAGAUUGCCAACUGGUGGUGAAGUUUCUGGAACAAUUGGGAAAAAUAUUCCAUCAGCUUGAGGAAAAAACAGCGAAGAAUUCGCGAGAUGAUACCAUCAAAGCUUUUGAAACCCUAUUCGAUACUGUCCGCAAGAACUGUGAAAACGACGAGCAUGGAAUUAAAAGCGAUGCCAUGCAUGCAUUUUUGCAUUUGAGGGAAGGUGUGGAAAAAGAUAUUCACAAGCAUAUGGAUCAUCGAGAAGCCAAAAAUCAGCCAAAUAAAGAACCGGAGUCCAAGCAGUUACACAAGGAUGUAGAAGCAAUUGUACGCCUAUUUGAUAAACACUUUAAGAUCAUACACCCAGAGGCGGUUGCAAGAGAAUUUUCCGCCGACAGAUCGCAAGAACUUGCAGACAAACCGAAGAUUUUCGUGAUUCAGGCAUGUCGUGGUAGACUUAACCAGCCUAGCUUUCCCGUACAAGUAGAUUCAGAUCCAGAUCCAGAAACAAAACCAUCUGAUCCAAGUAGCCUGGCUAUACAACCGUGCAAACAUCGUACUCCGGCCGAUGUGGAUAUCCUCAUCACCUACGCCCAAACCAAAGGGUACAAGGCCCUUCGUGAUAAAACAACUGGAAGUUGGUUCAUACAAGAAUUGGUAGACGUAUUUCAGAAACACUUUGAGAAAGAGCACGUCCUUGAUAUGCUGACGAUGGUGAACAAUAAAGUAGCAAGAAAAGAACCAGAUGUUCAUCGAUUCAAGGCGUUUACGAUUGAACAAAUUACAGACGCCCGCCAGACACCGUGCCUAAUGUCUACACUCACAAAGAAGUUAUAUUUGACCUGCUCUGACAAAUAGAGCUAAAAGAAAGAAAAUGAGGAAAAUGAUAUUUUGGCUUUCUUGGGUCAUUUACUAAAGCCAUAAAACACAGCAAAUAAGUCGCUCCUUUCUAUGAUAUCCAUAAGUGACCCAUUUUCGCACAAGGUUUUCUCAACUUCAGAGUGAGAGAUAUUCUGAAGUCCAUAUCUCAGCCCAACAUCAAGAGAUCCUCAUUUAUCAAGCGUCAUUUUAAAGAUAACUUUGUGCAGAAUAAGCCAGUACCAACAACUCAUUUCAAGAGCUUUACCUAACAGCCUCAUUUUGCUAGAGCGGGUCACAUAUACCGGACUUUAAAAUGUGCUGGUAUUCAUCCCGAGUAGAUGAGGACAGUUCCACAGCGCUGUAGGACAUUAUACUUUCAUCCAACUCAUGUAUAUCCAAGAAUAUACUGCUUGAAAUAUGUUCUAUGGUCACGAGUAAAAUGCUUCAUUUAUCUUAGAGUGUGUAGUAAAGACCAUUUAGUUCAUUGAUGACCACAUCGAUGCAAUUGUAAAUAAUCCCCCUCGUGCCACACACACACGCACCCCCAUCCCCCACCCCGACCCCGACACGGAUUUUGACAGGGCGGUUAUUAAGAUACCCUCCAUGGAUAGACCCUUCAAAAGGAAAAGGUGAUAAGGCGGGGUGGGGGUCGUCGAUUUCGCUGAUAUUUCUACCAUUGCUUAGUCGUAUGAUACGAUUUGGUUGAGUAUUUUUCAGAAAAAAACAAUAUUCAGGCCAAUCUCCAACUUGGCCGGGCAAUUUUGCGAGUGCGAAUGGUGUACAUGUUAUAGAAAAAAAGGCCGUCGGGCAUCAUGCAAAGUGUUUUUUUACACUUUUCAGGAAGUUAUAUAUCGAGUGGAUAGAAACGCGCCGAACUUCAUGGGUUAACUGGCAACUCCCAAUUGUUUCCUUGCACGCUAAUGAAAUUACAGAUCUGGUAUUUCUCAACUUAUUCCGAAAAAGUGUUGUUGAAAUAUUUGUUAGUCUCCAUGUUAGUCUCUAUUUGACAGCAAAUUAAAGAAACCUGUCAAAAGUAGCAAUGUCCAAAAUUGUCCCGGAGGCGUUGCUUGCAGCGACACUCGGCAACCAAAGACAAUGGAGCACAUGUAUGGUUAUUUUUCGAUUUGCUUUCUAGACAGAUAAAGGUCAUAGUCUAAAACAAGAUUUGCAGUGCAGAAGGGCAGCAGGGCGGUGGGGCUAUCGAUCACUUAGCAUGCUUAGUGUCGACAAGCCGAUUCUCAAGUAAUGAGUUUGAAAUUGUGAGUGACUUUCACUUUUAUUUGACAUCAUACUUGAGCAUCGUGGAGGAAAUACAUGGAUUUUCAUUACGUUUGACUUGGUGCCUUUUGAGAUACAUCGCUUUAAAUUUUGGGAUAAUAUUUGAUAUAACGAGGGUAUUCUGAUGAUAUUUGGACACUGCAAAUUUUGACACAUUAUUUUAAUUUUGCAAUCAAUAUAAAAUUAUCCAAUCUAUCUUUAACACAAUUCAGAACGGAGUAAAAAAAAAAGGAUUUAUUAUAUACCAAAUCCAAUUGCCAUUGGCUCGAUAACUUGGUAGUUAUUAACCCUCAAAUUUCAGUGCAUUUUUUAUUUCACCUGAUAUUACCGGUUUUUUAAUAAGUCCGGGUAUUAUUCCCGACUAGACGAGUACAAUCCAUAUGCACUAUAUGGUCGGUCUUUAUCCAACCCAUGUAUAUCCAAGGAAAUACUACUUGAAAUAAUAUAUUCAUCACGGAUAACUUGCUUGAUAUAGAGUGUGUAGUAAAUAUCGUUUAGUUCAUUGAGGAUCUCACUCAGAAACAGCCCAUUUCUCCUAUUCAGGACAUUUGCACAACGUUAUCAAAAUAGAAACAAGAAUCCAUUUUCUUGCACAACAAACAUUACGUUUCUCGAGCCCUUGAUCGCGAUCCGGAUUUUGUUUAAUCUUCCCUCAAUAUCAUCCAUUGUUCCCGACCGAGCGUGAGCCUAUUCCUCAACGCCAAACAAUAGUAAGGAAGAUGUUUUUUAAAUGAGCCACUCUUCCUAUUACAUAUAACUUUUGUAGCCGGAUUGCAAUGGCUAGUUACAUCACAAUCCAACAAAGGGCAGCAGGGUUAAACACCUCCUUUAUGUUAAGGAUAUGGGUCACUUUUUUGUGUGAUUAUAACCUAACCAGAGCUGUAUAGACAAACCUCAUAAACAAUACAUCCUGUGUCACCCCAGGUAGAGAUUAGGCUGACGUUACAUAGGCCUCAUUCGUUCACUUCCCACAUGUCACGUUCCCCUUAAUGCGUUCGUUCCUCACUGAAUGCAUGCCACAAGGCCGUGCAUUCACCGAGGAACGUUAAGUAAAGCUGGAACGUGACAUGUGGGAAGUGAACGAAUGAGGCCUAUGUAACGUCAGCCUUAGGUGCACUAUGCUUAGUAUAUUCUAAAAACUCGAAUACAAGGAAUGAAGCUCCGCCCCCAGUCAUUACAAUGAAGGAGGGAUUCUAAAACCUCAAUAUCAAUUCUAAAGAAACGACACAAUGGGUCUAUUUUAUUACAAGGAAUUGGCCUAAUAAACAAACCAGUGACGUUGAUUUCUUUUCAUUGUCAAUGUCAGCCAAGAUCAGAGCGUGAUUAUAACACAUACGACUCCAUUGGCCCAUGCUAUUGAUAAAAGAAUAAUACCUGACUUAUUGGUCCAUUCCCAUUCAAAACUAUUGCAAUGAUUGGGGACGGAGCCUCAUUCCUUGAUUUCUAGGUUUUAUAGUAUGUAAAGUGUAGCCAGGACUACUCUGACUUGAAACAUUUUUGAUUUUGGUAAAUGGUGACUUUGGUGAACAGAAAUUUAACAAAUAAUAUAAACGUUAUUUUGUUCUUAUGACGCUUUAUGUUUAGGACAAUUUUGUUAACACUGUGAUAGACUGAUAAUUAGGUAUGUGAGAACAUGAAUAAAUGAGCUGUUUAUGCAGUAAAAUGUCUUAUCUUACAAAAAAGAGGAUUCGUAAGCACUCUCUUUGCAUAGAUGUACAACAUACAUUGUACAAAGUAAACAAGCUUCAUUCUAAACAAUGCAUUCUGUGUCACCCAAGGUAGAGAUUAAUUACCAGUAUAUCUACUAUGCUUAAUACACAUAUCAUUGUUUAGUGUAGCUAGCACUACUCUGACUGGAAGAAUGGUUGAUUUUUGAUAAUAGUGACUUCGGUGAACAGACAUUUCACAAAGAUUAUAAAAGUUAUUUUGUUCUUAGGACGCUUUAUGUUUGGGCCAAUUUUGUUGGAACUAUGACAGACUGAUUAUUAGGUCUGUGACAACAUGAAUAUAUGAGCAGUUUUUACAGUGAAAUGUCUCAUCUUUCAAAAAAAGAUGUUUGCAAGCACACUCUUUGUAUUAAUCUACAAAAUAUAGUGUUUCAAUAUUGGUUGAAGUCUUGCGUAAAUUUUGUUAAAACCACUGUCAGAUUUAUGACUUUGAUUGCCUGAACAAGAAUAUACAUGCAUAUGCUUUUUUGCCAAGAGAUCAUUUAUCUUUGUAGAAAAAAUGGUUUUAUAAACCCCACUUUCACAAAGAAACCUCAAAACUAGUGAAUUGUCACAAACCUUAUUCUGAAUUGUCACAAACCUUAUUCUGAGGACGCUUUGUGUUUCGGCUAAUUCUGUUCAAACCUUGACUGACUGGUUUGUGCGACCAUUGAUAUUGUAUAGUGCUGCGCACUAUACCACUAUUUAUUGAACAAUCACUUCACGUGAAAUCAUGAACUGCUGUAAAUAAAUUCCUUGUAUUUAAAUAUUGUUUCAUGUUGCGAACGAGUAAGGGCUCUUAACAAGGACUUACAGUUAAAAGGCCUUCGACCUUAAUUGAUGAUAUGAUAUGAAUAUUGCUGAUAUGAUAUAAAAGUUGUUAUUUAGAAUCCUUCUCAGACCCCUCGCUUGUUUGAAUGUCAUGAAGCAGUAUCGUGUUGCAUGCUACUAUUAGGCCACUUAUUCGCUUUUCGGGCUUCAUUGCACCCUAGUCAAAACAUUAAUCACCCCCUAGCAGGUGCCUUAUUAUAUAAGUCUGAUUAACGAAUUUCUAUUAAAAGAACAAAAUCACCGUCACAGCAUAUUUCAUCAUGCUAAGAAAUGCAUUUCUAGAAACCAUGAAUAAUUGGUUGAGUAAUAUCUAUGCAAAGUUUUGAAUUGAGCAAUAUCUAGAAAUACUGAUAUAUGUUAUUCGGCGAAAUAAAGCUUUGAGAAACAGUUUAUAUUAUCUUUAAAUAAAUCAUUAUGUGAGAUAUGUUUCGUAGCAAUAACUAGUACUGUAUCCAAUAUCAAUGUAUAACCUGUCAUAAUUUGCCUUUAGAUAUAUAUUUAUCUGUUAGGAAAUACCAUAAAAUAUGUACCAAUCAUUGUGAAAUACAAUGAGUCAUUUAAUGCAAUCCCAGGGAGAUCACCUCAAAAAGUCAGUUUAAAGCAGAAAAAGGUAUACAUCUGACGAGUAAAUUGACUAAAAUUGCACAUCUAAAUUCCUGGAAAAGCAGGUAAAUUCCUGAACUAAAACGGGUAUAUAAAGGGCAACAAGUUGCUUGAGGGCAGACUUGGAAGACUGGAGAACACACGGUCACACUUAACUCGAGACACAUAUGGUCAGACUCACUGACAGGCUAAAUGGUCACUGAGAUCUGAAACCCGCAGAAGCUCCCAGUUUCCCGUAUUUCACAUAUUUCGGAUAAACCUAAAUCAUUUCAUUCCACCUGAAGAAAAUACACGUAAGUUUGCCAAUUUCACUUAUUUUUCUACAUCAUGAUUAUCAUUCUUGCAUUGAUACGUGCCUAAUUAGCAACCAUCUUGAUUACUAUCACUACUGGCUUUGAAGUGAUCUCCCACGGUUUACGAAUGGAAAUUAUUUAUGAUAAGACAUAAUUACUAUUAUGUACAGUUUUAUCUGCUGAUUUCAACAACUUCUAAGCGGUAUUCAGCCCAAAUCAUAUUUAGGCCUUUAUAUUUCAUCCUCCUCCUACUAUUGAAAAUUCUCCGCAAUAAAAGUAUAUUUUAAUCUUAUCUUGAUAAUAUAGUGUGCUAUACUAACAACCUUUUGCAUCAAUUGAUUCCUGGCAAAGAGGUACGAUUCUUGCAGGUGCCCCAUUAUACCAAGAAAUACCUCGUGUUUAGGACUCAGUUUGUCUGUGUCUUCAUUAAAGUAGGACCUUGUGUGAUUCCUUGAGCAAAACUCUUCUUACCAUAUCACAAAAGUAAGAAUUAGUCCC
Molecule: messenger RNA, 8063 nt
Organism: Lineus longissimus
Lineage: Eukaryota; Metazoa; Nemertea; Pilidiophora; Heteronemertea; Lineidae
Exons: 17
Coding region: 887-2851 (654 amino acids)
Biological process (GO): proteolysis
Molecular function (GO): cysteine-type endopeptidase activity
Source: RefSeq, a predicted model, not a curated record